AGUACUCUCCGAGGCUUCCGGGUGUUUCAUGUCUGCCGUGGAGGGUGCGGUAGCGUUAGUUAGGUCGGAGCUAGGGAAAGUGAGUGCGCCGAGAUGUCCCGGGGCUCCAGCGCCGGCUUUGAUCGGCACAUUACUAUCUUCUCCCCAGAGGGUCGCCUGUACCAAGUAGAAUAUGCUUUUAAAGCUAUUAACCAGGGUGGCCUCACAUCAGUAGCUGUCCGAGGGAAAGACUGUGCAGUAAUUGUUACGCAGAAGAAAGUACCAGACAAGUUAUUGGAUUCCAGCACAGUGACUCACUUAUUCAGAAUAACUGAAAACAUUGGCUGUGUGAUGACAGGAAUGACAGCCGACAGCAGGUCUCAGGUGCAAAGAGCUCGCUAUGAGGCUGCAAAUUGGAAAUACAAGUAUGGCUAUGAGAUUCCUGUGGAUAUGUUGUGUAAAAGGAUUGCAGAUAUUUCUCAGGUCUACACACAGAAUGCUGAAAUGAGGCCCCUUGGCUGUUGUAUGAUAUUGAUUGGUGUUGAUGAAGAACAAGGCCCUCAGGUAUACAAAUGCGAUCCUGCAGGCUACUACUGUGGAUUUAAGGCCACCGCAGCUGGAGUCAAACAAACUGAAUCAACCAGUUUUCUUGAAAAGAAAGUGAAGAAAAAAUUUGACUGGACAUUUGAACAGACAGUAGAGACAGCAAUAACAUGCCUGUCUACUGUUCUAUCCAUUGAUUUCAAACCUUCAGAAUUAGAAGUUGGAGUAGUUACAGUUGAAAACCCUAAAUUCAGGAUUCUCACAGAAUCGGAGAUUGAUACACACCUUGUAGCUCUAGCUGAGAGGGAUUAACACUGUAAUUAGUCUCCCUAAUCUACUAUGUGCUGACCAGGAUAUUUGGUAAAAACCAACACAUUCAUCAAUGGCUCUGGAUGGAAAGACAAACCAUAUCCCCACUGAAGUGGACUUGGCUCUGUAUAAAUAAAACAGAGGUUUUAGAAAA
Trichosurus vulpecula (common brushtail) is the source of this 985-nucleotide messenger RNA. RefSeq names its product proteasome 20S subunit alpha 6 (gene PSMA6). The record is from RefSeq and is a predicted model, not a curated record. The coding region runs from base 94 to 834 and encodes 246 amino acids. The transcript is spliced from 7 exons. Gene Ontology annotation, cellular component: proteasome core complex; nucleus; proteasome core complex, alpha-subunit complex. Gene Ontology annotation, biological process: ubiquitin-dependent protein catabolic process. NCBI's taxonomy places the organism in Eukaryota, Metazoa, Chordata, Mammalia, Diprotodontia, Phalangeridae.